Molecule: messenger RNA, 1642 nt
Organism: Sorex fumeus (smoky shrew)
Lineage: Eukaryota; Metazoa; Chordata; Mammalia; Eulipotyphla; Soricidae
Gene: ZNF395
Product: zinc finger protein 395
Exons: 10
Coding region: 195-1616 (473 amino acids)
Biological process (GO): regulation of transcription by RNA polymerase II
Cellular component (GO): nucleus
Molecular function (GO): RNA polymerase II cis-regulatory region sequence-specific DNA binding; DNA-binding transcription factor activity
Source: RefSeq, a predicted model, not a curated record
CGCGCUCCCUUCCCGGGCGGGGAAUCCGGGCCGGGUUGUGGCCGCGGCCGCGUACGUGAGCGCCGGGCCGGGGAGGGAGGGCCGGCCGGCCAGGUGGGCGCGAAGCAGGCGCUGGGCCGCGGCCGCAGCAGCCCCGAGCCAGGCGGCGCCGAGCUGUCGGGGCGGGAGCUGCCCGGGCGAGGAACGGCAGGAGCAUGGCCAGCGCGCUGUCCCGGCGUCUGGGCAAACGGUCCCUGCUGGGCGCCCGGGUGCUGGGCCCCCUUGGAGUUGCACCCUCCCUGGAGCCACAGGUCGAAGUGCCGGAGGAGGCAGCCACCACCAAGGACGCGCCCUGCCCCGAGCAGCCCCAGGAGGCCCUGCAGGCUGCCAGCCCUGCAGGGCUGCCCUCGACGGCCUUCCAGCCUGGGCAGAAGGUGGCUGUGUGGCACGGGGCCCCAGGGCUGCCGGAGCACAGCUGGGCAGAGGAGCCAGUGACCGCAGGUCUGCCGGAGCGGAGGCCGCUGGGGCGUGGCCGUGCCCAGGAGGUGCGGGCAGCUGAGGCACAGGCCCCCCUGGAGCCGAGCCCCCAGACCCCCGUCUACAGACCCGUGUCCAGGAACAUCGACGUCCCAAAGAGGAAGUCGGACGCAGUGGAGAUGGACGAGAUGAUGGCGGCCAUGGUGCUGACCUCCCUGUCCUGCAGCCCCGUGCUGCAGAGCCCCCCGGGCGCCGAGGCCAGCUUCUCAGUGUCCCGCGCGGCCUGCGACCCGUGGAAGGAGAGCGGAGACGUGUCGGACAGCGGCAGCAGCACCACCAGCGGGCACUGGAGUGGGAGCGGCAUCUCCACCCCGUCGCCCCCGCACCCCCAGGCCAGCCCCAAGUAUCUGGGCGACGCCUUUGGCUCGCCCCAGACCGACGCCGGCUUCGAGACCGACCCCGACGCGUUCCUGCUGGACGAACCGGCUCCCCGCAAGCGGAAGAACUCCGUCAAGGUCAUGUACAAGUGCCUGUGGCCCAGCUGCGGGAAGGUCCUGCGCUCGACCGUGGGCAUCAAGAGACACGUGAGGACCCUCCACCUGGGGGACACCGCGGGCUCCGACCAAUUCAAACGGGAGGAGGAUUUCUACUACACCGAGGUGCAGGCGAGGGAGGGGGCGGCCGAGCCCGUGCCCGCCCCUGGUGCAGCCAAUGCCCCCCUCGCCCUGCUGCCCCCACCCGCGCCACCCUCGGGGCCUGAGCAGGGCAGCCCGGAGGCCCGCCCGCCUGCCCGCGCACUCAGCAAGUCGGCGCCUGGCUCCUUCUGGCACAUUCAGGCCGACCACGCCUACCAGGCCGUGCCGUCUUUCCAGAUGCCCGUGUCCCCGCACAUCUACACCAGCGUCAGCUGGGCCGCCCCGUCCACGGCUGCCUCCCUCUCUCCGGGCCGGAGCCGCUCGCUUAGCUUCAGUGAGCCACAGCCGCCGCCUCCUGCCGUGAAGUCUCACCUGAUUGUCACUUCUCCACCCCGGACCCAGAGCAGUGCCAGGAAAGGCCGUGGCGAGGCCAAGAAGUGCCGCAAGGUAUACGGCGUGGAGCAGCGGGCGCAGUGGUGCACGGCCUGCCGCUGGAAGAAGGCGUGCCAGCGCUUCCUGGACUGAAGCCGAGAGCAGGAGUGGACUGGGGC